Messenger RNA from Lactuca saligna, 783 nucleotides. Lineage: Eukaryota; Viridiplantae; Streptophyta; Magnoliopsida; Asterales; Asteraceae. The record is from the annotation of a GenBank genome assembly.
AUGAAGAGGCACUCUAACAGAAGAGGAACACCACCAUCAAGGGCAAAAUCGACCACACCAACAAACGAGUAUGAAGCAGAAAACAGAAGCACAAAAGGAGAUAGCCAAGAUUCAGAACUUCCAUUGAAGUGCAAAAAGUUCAGAACAUGUAAACAGCUUCUACAAAUGGUGGACAGGCUUGUUGAAGAGAAUAAUAAUGAUGAUAAUCACAAGGAGCUCUCUGUGGUUGAGAUGACAAAUUUAGAAGAAGAACUUAAUGCUGCUCUUAUGCAAACAAGAUCAAGAAAGACACAGUUGAUGAUGGAGCACGUAUCAACCCUCCAACAACAGGAGAAGGAUUUAAUCAACGAAAAGGAAGAAAUCGUACAACAGAAUGCAUCAGCGGAGAAUGUGUUUGGGACUGGGGGUGGAGGUCUGAACAACGACCUUUCAGUUAACCAGAUGGAUUCUCCGCAACAUCUGACUCUCCCUCUUUUUAUUACGUAAUCACUGGCCUCAUCAAUUUCAGUUUCAAUUUCAUCCCUGCAAUUGCAAAUCAGAUUCAGAUGUUUAUAAUGGGCAAUAAUAAUCCGAUGAAAUAUGUUGGAUUGUGUUUGAGUGUGACUACUAUUGAGUGUGACUAAUAGAUACGUACGUAUCUCUGUAAACCGUAAUCGAGUGCAGUAGUAGGUUUUUUUUAGGUUAUACAGUUUGGGUUUUAAAGAUUUUUCUGUGAUUUAAUAGUUAUAUAGUAUAAUAUAUUUAAUUACCAAAUCAUAACAUGGGUCAAUAGCGUUUUGAAUA